ACCAGCGGGCCGAGGCCUCGGACCCACGCUCCGCCGCACGUCACCAUGGCCCCGAAGCUGCUGCUACUCCUCUGCCUGCUCUCUGGCUUGCACGCGCGGUCAAGAAAGGUGGAAGAGGAGGAAUAUGAAGAUUCUUCAUCUAACCAAAAGUGGGUCUUGGCACCAAAGUCCCAAGACACUGAUGUGACUCUGAUUCUCAACAAGUUGCUGAGAGAAUAUGACAAAAAGCUGAGGCCAGAUAUUGGAAUAAAGCCAACUGUCAUCGAUGUGGACAUUUAUGUUAACAGCAUUGGUCCUGUGUCAUCAAUAAACAUGGAAUACCAAAUUGAUAUAUUUUUUGCUCAGACCUGGACAGACAGUCGCCUUCGAUUUAACAGCACGAUGAAAAUCCUUACUCUGAACAGCAACAUGGUAGGCUUGAUAUGGAUCCCGGAUACAAUCUUCCGCAAUUCUAAAACGGCAGAGGCUCACUGGAUCACCACCCCUAACCAACUCCUCAGAAUAUGGAAUGAUGGAAAAAUCCUUUACACACUAAGGCUCACCAUCAACGCUGAGUGCCAGCUGCAGCUUCACAACUUCCCCAUGGAUGAGCACUCGUGCCCGCUGAUAUUCUCCAGCUAUGGCUACCCCAAAGAAGAAAUGAUUUAUAGAUGGAGAAAAAAUUCAGUUGAGGCAGCUGAUCAGAAAUCAUGGCGGCUCUAUCAGUUUGACUUCAUGGGCCUCAGAAACACUACAGAAAUUGUGACAACAUCUGCAGGUGACUAUGUUGUCAUGACAAUAUAUUUUGAGUUGAGCAGAAGAAUGGGAUACUUUACUAUUCAGACAUACAUUCCCUGUAUACUGACUGUGGUUCUGUCCUGGGUAUCUUUCUGGAUCAAAAAAGAUGCUACACCAGCAAGAACAACAUUAGGUAUCACCACGGUGCUAACCAUGACCACACUCAGCACCAUCGCCAGGAAGUCCCUGCCUCGUGUGUCCUAUGUGACCGCCAUGGACCUCUUUGUGACCGUGUGCUUCCUGUUUGUUUUUGCCGCUCUGAUGGAGUAUGCCACCCUCAACUACUACUCAAGCUGCAGAAAGCCAAGCACCACAAAGAAGAGGUCAUCAUUAUUACAUCCAGACUCCUCUAGAUGGAUCCCUGAGCGCAUAAGCCUACAAGCACCCUCUAACUACUCUCUUCUGGAUAUGAGGCCUCCACCACCCGUGAUGAUCACUUUAAACAAUUCCAUGUACUGGCAGGAAUUCGAAGAUACCUGUGUCUACGAGUGCCUGGACGGCAAAGACUGUCAGAGCUUCUUCUGCUGCUAUGAGGAGUGUAAAUCGGGAUCUUGGAGAAAGGGCCGAAUUCACAUAGACAUCUCUGAGCUGGACUCAUACUCGCGGGUCUUUUUCCCCACGUCUUUCCUGCUCUUUAACCUGGUCUAUUGGGUUGGAUACCUGUACCUUUAAAUGUUGCUCUUGGAGAUCAGUGAGGAGCACUCAGUUCACAUACAUACUUUCCAUUCUGUCACACCCCACCCCACCAGCAAUGACCAACUGAGAGUAGCAAGGAAGGACAGUGCUCAAUUUAUUAGAAACUACUGUCCAGUAGCAUGGGAAGUAUCUGGCAAACAUUCCUAACAAAUACUUCACUUGCUCACUCACAAGUGUAUACAUAUGCACACACACACACACUCACACACACACACACACACACACACACAAUAGUUGAAUUAUAAGUUGACAUUAUUGCAAAUCCCUUCUUGAUGCUAAAGUUUAGUGAUGUUUUUGAAUUGUGUGGGUUAUUGGAAGCUGCUGAGCACCCUGCCAAGACUCAUGGAAAAUAUGACAACAAAUAUUUGAGGGGUUCUAGCACCACCAUCCCUUAUGUAUGUUUCUUAUGUGGGCCUUGUCAUCAGCACUCGUGUGUGCAGAAUCUCUCCUGGAGGAGACAAGCUCAUGCUGACUUCUGACCUGUGCUCACAGUACUUUGGGAUCCAGCUUGAACUUCAGUGAGCUUGGUCCCCUCUCUGAUGCCUCUUUUUCCCUGGCACCAUUGUCCUUGGUGAGCCUCCCUUUAUCUCCCUUCUCUGGGUCUGGGAGGAUGGGAAAAUAUACAUGCACUGUCCACAAGCUUCCAUUUGAGGAAAAACCAUAUAACUUUCAAAACUUAUAUUGCUGAAAUCCAAGCUAUUGAUUAUGUCUGAACAUUAUGAGGUUAUUAUUUUGUUCUGGACUACUGUGAACCAACAAUGUUUGGACAUUUGCUUCUCUGAUUAGUUGACUUGAGUCCAACACUCCCCCCUAAUAGCUGUGUUUUGCUGGGCCAAAUCUCAACUCCAUAGUUAUAUGUCUAGCUCACAUGAUUGUUAAGGGUUAAUUGCCCUCAUCUUGUAAAGUCAGAUAUACAACAUGUACAGGCCAUUUUUUUUUGAAAACAUAUUCCAGAGUGUGAAAGGAAUGUAGAUAGGAUUUCAAAAAUUUCAUAAUAAACAUUACUUUUCAACCCAAACCAACUUUAAAUGCAAAAAGGAUAAUGGCUAUCAUUAAUUACAUAUUUUGAUGAAUAAAAAUUAUUUUAUACUUUGAAAUAUGAAUACAUAGAAAAAUCCCUAAGAAAAAGUCCCAUGAAACCAGUGCUCUUUUGAUAUUUUUAUAACACAAAACAAAUUUGCUUCUGGAUAUAAGUUUUUUGCCAUAACUGAAUGGUAGUUGUUUGCAGGACUCUGAGAGAAUUGGGAAAAAUGCCCUUCCUACUCAAUAACAUUGCUUUGGAACUAUUAAAAUUUUAGAAGCAGAA
Jaculus jaculus (lesser Egyptian jerboa) is the source of this 2779-nucleotide messenger RNA. RefSeq names its product gamma-aminobutyric acid type A receptor subunit gamma3 (gene Gabrg3). The transcript is spliced from 10 exons. Gene Ontology annotation, cellular component: synapse; postsynapse; dendrite membrane. Bases 46 to 1449 code for a protein of 467 amino acids. Gene Ontology annotation, biological process: monoatomic ion transmembrane transport; chloride transport; synaptic transmission, GABAergic. The record is from RefSeq and is a predicted model, not a curated record. Gene Ontology annotation, molecular function: GABA-A receptor activity; GABA-gated chloride ion channel activity; inhibitory extracellular ligand-gated monoatomic ion channel activity. NCBI's taxonomy places the organism in Eukaryota, Metazoa, Chordata, Mammalia, Rodentia, Dipodidae.